Messenger RNA from Cinara cedri, 288 nucleotides. The record is from the annotation of a GenBank genome assembly. Lineage: Eukaryota; Metazoa; Arthropoda; Insecta; Hemiptera; Aphididae.
AUGACCGAACCGUUCACGGCCUGUGAAAUGAGAGAGAACGCCGAAAAUAGAACAACAGCAUUGAUGAUCGACGGCGCAACGAAACGGAAACCAGAAGGUACCGAAAGAUCGUCGGGCGUCAACGCCGACGGAAAUACAGACUGUACCGCAAGAUCUCCGGAUCCAGAGUCGAUAAUCCGCAAUGAGCGCGGGGAAAAAACAGCGAAGAACGGGGGAGGCUCGGGAGGAGGAGGACCAGCGGUGGACGCGACGGCCUUUCGGAGCUCUUUUAAGCGGACGGGCCGAUAG